Molecule: messenger RNA, 2751 nt
Organism: Nematocida major
Lineage: Eukaryota; Fungi; Microsporidia
Product: insulysin
Exons: 1
Coding region: 1-2751 (916 amino acids)
Biological process (GO): peptide catabolic process
Cellular component (GO): cytosol; mitochondrion
Molecular function (GO): metal ion binding; metalloendopeptidase activity
Source: RefSeq, a predicted model, not a curated record
AUGUCUUUGCAGCUAGGAGGAACAGCCGACAAAUACGAGUAUAGAGCACUCACUUUGCCAAAUAAAUUGCGAGUUCUGCUCUCGCACGACAAGAGCGCAGAUAAAGCUGCUGUUUCCAUGUCAGUGAAAGUGGGCAGUUAUUCCGACCCGCGUGCGCACCCAGGUUUAGCACACUUCCUGGAGCACAUGCUAUUUAUGGGCACGGAGGAGCACCCAGACGAAAACGCAUACAUGGAGUACAUCCACAUCCACAACGGAAGCUCAAAUGCGAACACUUCUGACGAGAUAACGAACUAUUUCUACGACAUAGAUGCGUCGUAUCUUCGGGAGAGCAUGCACAUAUUCAGCGGAUUCUUCACUUCUCCCCUAAUACGGGAGGACGCCAUAUCCAGAGAGCUCCAGGCAGUCAACAGCGAGCACAGCGCAAACAUACUGCUGGAAAACUGGCGAAAGUACCACCUUCUGAGCCUGCUCUCUCGCCCGGACUAUCCAUCGAGAAAGUUCGGAGUUGGAAACUCGGAGACGCUUGCAUCCGCCUCACGCGAGGACCUUCUCGAGUUUUGGAAGUACUUUUACACGCCGGACCGCAUGUGCCUGGCUGUCCACGGGAGCGACUCUUUGGAUACGCUCGAGCAGUGGGUCGGAGAACUCUUUGGAAAGAUCUCCCCGAGAGAGGGCGCGUACAUAUGGGACUGCCCUGCGUACGUUCCCCCUCUUUCAGGGCGCACGGGCCUGGACUAUCUCACGUUCGACGCGUCUUUUUUGGGGAAGCUUGUCCUGUAUCGGCCGGCUGUGAACAUUCCCAUGUGCAAGUCCACGCUGAGCAUUUUCAUUUCUCUCCCGGAGGGAAUCACCAACUUCCGGAAGAAAACAGUCGCAUAUUUUGGGGAGCUUCUCGAGGGAACUGGAAGCGACGGAUUCGUGGGAGUCCUUCUGCGGGAGGGAAUUGCCUCAAAUGUAAGCGUGUACUUGGAGGAGACCACUAUUAACACGGUGGUGCAGGUUUCUGUUGAGCUUGUGGACGAUAAAGUGGCGCAGGUCCCGACUAUUCUCCAGAUUCUGCGCAGCUACAUCCUCAUGAUCCAGAAAAACGGGACUCCGGAGCUGUACAGCACGUUUAAGAACAUAAACGAGAAAGUGCUCGACUCCAAGGAGUCCCUGGAGCCGCUGGAGUUGGUGGAGAGUGCCGCACAGGCGAUGCACUUCUACCCAACGGAAGAGUGUUUGAAGUACCCGCACGUUUGGGAGGGCUUUGACGCAGACGAUUUCUCGCAAAUUCUGGAAACGGCUUUGGACGCGCAGAAGUGGAUGGUUUUGUUCCGGACGGGGAGCAUAAAGUGCGAAAAUAUUCGGGUGGACGAAAUAUACGGGAUAAACUACGCAGUUACGGAGAUGCCUGCAGUGGACAGCGUACUCCUGGAAGGCGUAUGCAGCAAGAUGAAGUGGUCUUUUGGCCUGCCCGAGGAAGUCGACAUUUCGCACGCCAGGAAAACGAGUGCCCCCGUGCCUCUUGGGGCAAUACCUGCGAACAUCCCGGAGUAUCCCGCAGGAGAAAUCCGCCACGAAGAGGUUUUGCGCCCUGGAUGCUCUGGGCACUUGCUCCACAAUCCGAAGUACUCCCGGAAUGCGCACGUGCGGGUUAUGCUGUGCACGGACGCACACAUUUUUAACGAGAAAACGUAUGCAGGAGCCGUUGGAUACUUUUUGGCCGUUGCAAAAAUGUUCCAGGAGAAGUACCGGGCAGAGAUGAGCGCGUCCCUGCUGAACCUGGAGGAGUCUGGCGGAAUGUCUGGAUUUGUCUUUCAGUUCAGCGGAACCCCCGUGGUUAUAGAGGAUUUGGUCGAAAAGUUCUUUGCAGAAUACGCCUCCGGGAACAUGCAGAUGUUCAAUCUCUCGAAGGAGUCCGCCGUCUCGUUUUUCCAGAGCGAGACAAGAAAGUCCCCGUACAUGUACAGCAUGGGCGGAGUGUACACCGUCCGGGGAUACCCUGAGUUCGAGCCAAAGGCCCUUGUAGAGGCUGCUGGAAGCAUUUUGCCUGAGAAUAUUUGGGUUGUACGCGACGCGAAUGUGAAGGUCCUGGGGGUCGGAAAUAUAACACCCACAGAGUUCACCCGCAUUGUCGACGGGAUAGGAAAGCACAUUUCCUUCGUUGAGGGCCCGAAAGAGACCGUGGAGAGAAAGAGCGACAUCUCCGUGGAAACAGUCGACAUCCAGAACGUGGCAGUGUCCGUUUUCCACGUGGUCGCUGCCCCAGAUGCAGUGCAGGCGUACGCCCUCGCUAUUCUCCUCGUCCAGAUCUUCUCCGAGCGAUUCUUUGACGAAGUGCGGACUAAAGAGGAGUACGGAUACAUUGUGUUUAUGGGGCAGAGAGUCCUGCGCCAGAGAGCGUACGUGCAUUUCACAGUGCAGAGCGACAGGGAUAUUGAGGACGUGGCAGCACGGAUUCAGGCUUUUGUCGGGGAAAUCCAGGGAAGAGUCCGCGAGAUGCCUGCACAGGAGUACGAGGCGCACAGGGAAAGCGCCAUCCUCGCAGUGCGGGAAGAGGCCAGCAACCUGGAGGACUACGCAGAAGAAGUCUUCCAACUGUGGAUGAAAAUAGGCUUCCACCCAGGAAACAAGGAAAGAGUCUGCGCAGCCGUAAAAAAUAUUUCUCAGGAGGCCCUCGUGCAGUACACGGAAAAGAUCACGGACAUUGUGACAGUGCGCGCAGCCAAGCCGGGAACCCACGGGAAAACUUUCCCCAGCAGCUAA